GCGGAGCGCAAGACACACACACACUCACUUCACCAACACACAGAGAGAGAGAGAGAGAGAGAGCGAGAGAAGAGGAGAGAGAAUGGGAUCGACUUCAAUGGCGACGAGCUCUAAUAUCGAAGGGCUUCACCAAGUCUUCGUGUACGGAAGCUUGUUGGCCGACGAGGUUGUUCGAGUUCUUCUGAAACGCGUCCCUCAGUCCUCUCCCGCUACGCUCAAUGGCUUGUCACUCUCUCUCUCUCUCUCUCUCUCUCUCUCUCUCAAUCACUUUCUCUGCGCGAUUUCUUCAUCUUGUAAUUGUUCUUCCAUAAUUUUGAUCAGUUUCUUAAUUUUAGUGAUCGAUGAUGAGAUCUGCCAUAGAUUUAGCAUCAAAGGACGCGUUUAUCCUGCUAUUCUACCUGUGGAGAAAAAGAAAGUUAUUGGGAGGUUUUCAGUUACUUCAAUGAAAUCACUUGUGCUUCUGUCUGUCUUGGUGGAGAUGCGAAGUUACUUUUCAUUGGGUGCCAGACCAGUUUUCAAGAUGUUUUGUCAGACUAGAGAGUAUUGGGAGGCUUUGGCUGUAUUAUCUGGUAUCACACCUCUUGAAUUACAUAUAUUUGACAUCUUUGAGGAUGUUGAGUAUAAGAGGUGCACUGUUGAGGUUUCUUUGAUGCAUGGGGGUUUUCUGCAGGAUGGCUCUCAGAAGUUACAGGCUCAUGCAUAUGUUUGGGCAAACAGUGGUGAUCCAAACUUAUAUGGUGAUUGGAUUUUUGAGGAAUGGAGACAAGCACAAAUGAAAGAUUUCAUCAAGAUGACUAUGAGGUUUAUGGAAGAACUUGAGCAACCUGAAUCAAAAGCAAGAGUGGAAACCUAUGAAUCUUUCUACCAGCCGAGUGGUUGACAAUUCACCACAUGUCUUUAUAUUAUUCUUUAUGAUCUUCUCAAUUGGCAACCAUUGUUGCUACAUAAAAAAUACAUUAUGCAUUCCAGAAUAAAGAUUACUGAACAUUGGACGUGUGUGUUAGAUUACCAGUUGUCUCAAAACCUUGAACUAUUAAGAAAUAGGUCUAACAAUGUAUAUCAAUCUGUGCAAUAUUGUGAACAUCAUUUUGAGAAAGCCUUUUGCACCAAGCUAAGGGUGGA
Molecule: messenger RNA, 1122 nt
Organism: Camellia sinensis
Lineage: Eukaryota; Viridiplantae; Streptophyta; Magnoliopsida; Ericales; Theaceae
Product: AIG2-like protein D
Source: RefSeq, a predicted model, not a curated record